Messenger RNA from Andrographis paniculata, 1506 nucleotides. RefSeq names its product WAT1-related protein At5g07050-like. The transcript has 6 exons. NCBI's taxonomy places the organism in Eukaryota, Viridiplantae, Streptophyta, Magnoliopsida, Lamiales, Acanthaceae. The coding region runs from base 123 to 1340 and encodes 405 amino acids. Gene Ontology annotation, cellular component: plasma membrane. The record is from RefSeq and is a predicted model, not a curated record. Gene Ontology annotation, molecular function: transmembrane transporter activity.
UCUUAUCCUUAGGACAAACACAAGCUAUAUCCUAAGUGUUUCUCCUCUCUAAAACAACCUCUUCUUACAAACUACUUCUCCAAUUAGUGAAAAAACCCGACACCAAGAAAAAAAAAAGAAGCAUGGAAGGAAAAGGGUAUUUCCGUGGGGGAUGUUUUGAGAAGGCUAAGCCAUACAUAGCCAUGAUCUGCUUGCAGUUUGGCUAUGCCGGGAUGAACAUUAUUACGAAGGUUUCUCUUAACAGAGGGAUGAGCCACUAUGUUCUUGUUGUCUAUAGGCAUGCUUUUGCCACUGCAGUUAUUGCACCGUUUGCAAUACUGCUUGAGAGGAAAGUGAGGCCAAAGAUUACAUUUACUAUGUUCUUGCAGAUAUUUGUGUUGGGACUUCUUGGGCCCGUCAUUGACCAGAACUUCUACUAUAUGGGGCUUAAGUUCACUUCUCCAACUUUUUCAUGCGCGAUGAGCAACAUGCUCCCUGCCAUGACGUUUGUCAUGGCAGUCCUUUGCAGGAUGGAGAAGGUGGACAUCAAGAAGGUUCGAUGCCAAGCAAAGGUAUUAGGAACGAUAGUGACGGUUGCAGGAGCCAUGCUGAUGACUCUCUACAAGGGUCACUUGGUGAAAAUGGCGUGGUCCAACUACAUUCAUCCUACAAAGUCCUAUGAUGUCUCUAACACAGUUCAACCGGACAGCGAAAAGGACUGGCUCAAGGGGUCGAUCCUCCUCAUUAUCGCCACCCUCGCCUGGGCAUCCUUCUUCAUCCUCCAGGCCAUUACACUAAGGAAAUACACGGCACAGCUGUCUCUCACAGCACUUGUGUGCUUCAUGGGAACGCUGCAAUCCAUUGCCGUGACCUUUGUGAUGGAGCACACCCCACAUGCUUGGAACAUAGGGUUCGACAUGAAUCUCUUAGCAGCUGCUUAUGCUGGGAUUGUUUCGUCAGGGAUAGCAUACUAUGUGCAGGGGCUGGUGAUGCAGAAAAGAGGGCCGGUUUUCGUGACAGCAUUCAGCCCGUUGAUGAUGAUCAUCGUGGCUGUGAUGGGUUCAUUCAUCCUGGCUGAGAAAAUAUAUGUUGGAGGGCUUCUUGGGGCAGCCCUGAUUGUGGUAGGGCUCUACUCAGUCCUAUGGGGCAAAUACAAAGAGUACAAGGAAUAUAAUGAAGCAGAAAUCCCUGAGCCAGUAAAAGAUGGGAACAACCAGUGUCCAACAAUCAUGGAAGACAUAGAAGCAAAUGUUGUGGAAGAUCAUAGCAGAGAAGAUUCUAGAAUGUCUGUUCCGGCAGUAGCCAUUAGUGCCCCAAUCCCACAGCCUCCCAUGCUGGCCUUUCAGGCACCUAAGGCAUGAGGCUCAUGCAGGGGCAUUCUAGUCAUUUCAUCAUACUACUUUUUUUCUUUUUCUUUUUUUUCUUCUUUGGUGUGGGUAAGUUAGAGGGACUUGUAAUUUUUGGUGGAAGGUGAAAGUUCCUCUGGAGAAUUUUAUGAAAAAAAAGGAAUUUUGGUUGUUUAUUAAA